AUGAUAAUAAUUAAUAAAAAAAUUAUAUUUACUAUACUAAUAGAAGUAAUUAAUACUAGAAUGCUUAAUAAAUUUUCAGCUUUCGUUAAGGAUUAUGACUUAUUUAGUAGAUAAAUAGGACUUCACAUGAACAAAAAUAACUUCUAUAAGACUUCGCUAGGAGGAUUCUGCUCAUGGCUAGUUAUUCUAUUUAUAUUUGCAUUUUUUUGGUCAAGAAUCGCAUCAUUUUUAAAUAAAGAGGAAGUGAAAGUUAUAAAAAAUCGCACGUUUAAUCCAGAUCCUCCUUACUCAAGUCUUAAUACUGAAAGAUUUAUGUUUGCAGUGAAUAUAGAUUAGCCUAACUAGGAUUUUUUAACUCAUCCAUACUUCAACAUAACAGUUAAAUAAAUCGUCAAAUAGAAAGUAGGCAACACUCAAGUAUUUACAAGGACAGAUAUUUAACUUGAACCUUGUACUCCUGAUCAUUGGAAUAGUAUGUCAUAGGCUUUAGCAAAUUUCACUACAUUAUUCAAAUCUUUUGGAACUGAUUUUUUAUGUCCAGUAUUAGGAUAAAAAAUGUAGCUCCAAGGAAUGUGGGGAAGUGACGUAUUUUAAUAUAUAGAAGUGCAGGUAGAACCGUGUGUUUCUCCGAAUGACCCAAAUUAAAAGUGGAAUCCAGUGUGUGCUACCUAAGAAGAGGUUUAAGAACAAACAAAAAAGUUGGGAUUUCAUGGAAUAAAUUUUUAUCACUCAAAUUAUGUUUUAAAUGCUGAUCAGCCUACCAAUUAUUUUACUCCAUACAUUAAUGAUAAGCUUUAUUUCAUGUUUGUACCUAAUAAAUAAGCUCAAAACUGUGAUAUAUAUUUUUAAGACAUUCAAGUAAUAACUGAUCAGUCAUUACUUCCAAUUUCGGAUUUUGAUGAUAUCAAAUUUCUUACUUAGGAGAAUAAUGAUGUAAGAGAAACUACUUAGCUUUUUAGGAUUGACGAUAAAUUCGUUACUUUGACUCUAAGAAUGAGUCCUUAUGUUUCAGUCAUAAACAGAUAAUACAAAAAAGCUUCUUAGUUAUUAAGUGAAUUAGGAGGCUUUAUCUAGAUUGUGUUUACUUGUGUAGGGAUUUUACUAAUCAAAUAUAACAAUUUUAGAUUUACUAUCGAUUUGGCAAAUAAUCUAUAUUAAUUUAACUCAGAAAUUAAGUAGCAACAAACUACUUAAAGAAAUAAAAAAGAAAAAACGUAAUAAUCUAAUAAUUAUGUUUGUUAGUCUUUAGGAGUAAGUCCAUCGAAAUAAUAAAAUUCCUAAUUUUUUAAGGAUAUGUCAAGUAUUAAAAAUGGGAUCGAUAGCUAGGGAGUGAAGGUGUAAAAAGACUUAGCACUUUCUUCUAGCAUACACUUUAUAAGCAAUCAGAAUAAUGAAGUAAUUGCUUAAAAAUGUUAAGAUAAUCUCAAUCAGAAUAAAAUUAAUAAAAGUAUUCCUUGUAUUAACAAUAACAAUACAGUAAAAAGCUAGACAUAAAUUGAAUUAAUAAGCAACUAAUCAUUAGGAAAAAAAUUUUCUAUAAACUAAAAUCCUACAUCUAUUUAGAAUUUAGGAAAUAAGGAAAAAAUAAUGGUGGUAGAUAUCAAACUUGAUAUAGAUAGACCUAUCGAUAAAUUUAAGAGAGCAGUAUUUAAAAUUAUAAAAAAAAGCAAAAUAUUUUUGGAUUUCUUAAAAAAUGAUAAAAAUAUUUUUGUAAAGCAAUUUACACAAACCCAACAAGAAAGAAUUACAAAAGAAAACUAUUUAAUAGCUUAAUUUCAUAAAAUACUUGAGAAACCGUAUCGUUUUGAUGUUGGAAUAUAGUAUUUGCUUCAUAAAUUAUCUUUUGGAUACUUUUACAAUAACGAUUACAAUCACUACAUCACUAAGGCAACUGAUAUGAUACACUCAGAUCUUGACAUCUGUAAUAUUCUUGAAAAGCUCUAGUAAAUAGAUAAAAUAAAAACAAUCAUUUUUAACUAGUCGCAACAAACUAUCUUUAAUUUUUAUUAGAAGCCAAAAAUAAAUUUGGAAAAAAAUUAAAACUAGCGUAGUCCUGUAUAAAUCAGUCCAACAGAACAUAAAAAAAGUUCAAAAGAUUUAAAGAAAAACUGCUUUAAAAGCCUAUUUAACUAAAAAUCCGAGGAAAAAAUAAUUGAUCAAGGUAUAUUAUCUCCUAAAAUAAACUAUGAUACAGUUAAUUCAUAUAAACUAUUAUACAACUCUUUUUUGAAGCUAAAUAGUAACUUAAGCUGCUCAUUUAAUUCUUCUAGCAUAAACAAAAAACUUAUUAAAUAUUUGGGACCUGAACUGCUAAAUAUUUUCCUGUAAUCUUAAUCGCUGGAUAGCUAACCGAAAGUAAAUUAAACAUCUGAAAUUAAGAGGUUAUAUGAAGGAAGAAGUUAGAAUAUUUCCUCUUUCUAAAAAUAACAAGCUUUAAGAUAAUUUAAGCAAAUUUAAGCUUAAAAAAAUAACGAAAUUUCAGUAGAUUUAUCAUUAAUCAACAAUCGAAAAUCAUUGAGUUACGAAAGUUCAUUUAGAAAUUAAAACACUAUCUAGAUGCUCAAAUAGAAAGAAACUCCUCAAGCAGCUGUAGAAUAGCUUUCAGAAUCUACAAACAGCCACAAUUACCCGAUAAUUGCUCUUGGAGAAAUAAAAAAUAUUAAAACAAUAUCGAACAUUACUUAUUUGAAUCCAGAUGAAACAAAAUCCCCUUUUAAAAAAAUAGAUAUCUCAAACUAAUAAUUUUCAUUUCAUCAGUACUCCCAAGAGCUAGGUUCUGAAGAAGAAAUUCCAGAAGUAGAGCCUUAGUCUCGAAAUAUAAAAAAAUUAUAACUCAAAAUAGAUAAUAAAUGA
Messenger RNA from Tetrahymena thermophila SB210, 2853 nucleotides. RefSeq names its product transmembrane protein, putative. The record is from RefSeq and is a predicted model, not a curated record. Gene Ontology annotation, biological process: reciprocal meiotic recombination. NCBI's taxonomy places the organism in Eukaryota, Ciliophora, Oligohymenophorea, Hymenostomatida, Tetrahymenidae. Gene Ontology annotation, molecular function: double-stranded DNA binding. The transcript has 7 exons. Gene Ontology annotation, cellular component: nucleus.